This is a messenger RNA of Pelodiscus sinensis (Chinese soft-shelled turtle), 5636 nucleotides long. NCBI's taxonomy places the organism in Eukaryota, Metazoa, Chordata, Testudines, Trionychidae. The record is from RefSeq and is a predicted model, not a curated record.
UUCAAUGGGUUGGGGAUGGAGAAGAAAUUAUUUUUGCCCCUGCAGCAUACUCACCAAUUAAUCAACUGUUUAACAAAAGGCCUAGAAAUAACUUCAGCUAACCAGCCUCCGAUUGAAAAAGCUCAAGGAGAGAAAGUUACAUUGCCCUGUACGUUCACACUUGCACCAGAAGAUCAAGGCCCACUAGAUAUUGAAUGGGUCUUAAUACCAACAGAUAAUCAAAAGAAGGAACAAACAAUUGUUAUGUACUCUGCAGACAGGAUUUAUAAUCAUUAUUAUGAAGCUAUGAAUGGACGGGUACAGUUCAGUGUUCCUGAUCCCCAAACUGGUGAUGGCGCUAUAAAUAUCCUCAAUCUAAAGUCAACAGACACUGGCACAUACCAGUGCAGAGUAAAGAAAGCUCCUGGAGUACAAAGCCAAAAAAUACAGUUGAUUGUACUUGUAAAGCCAGCAAGGACUAAAUGCUACAUUGAAGGAGUACAGGAAACUGGAAGAGACCUUACCCUGAAAUGUGUAUCUCAAGAAGGCUCCCCACUCUUGUCCUACAGCUGGAGGAAAUCAACUGGCACAGAGGAACUUCCGGCAACAUCAUUAUUGAAUAAAGAUACAGGUGAACUCUCUCUGAAAAAUGCCUCUCAGGAAUAUUCUGGUACAUAUACUUGUGUGGCUGCAAACACAGUUGGCACUGAUGAGUGUUUUGUUGUGCUAAAUAUCACUCCUCCUAUGAAUACAGCUGGCACAAUUGCUGGGGCAGUUAUUGGAACUCUUCUGGGUCUCUUUUUACUGGCUUUUCUCAUCUUCUGUUGCUGUAAGAAACGUAGAGAGAAAAAAUACGAAAAAGAAGUGCAUCAUGAUAUUAGAGAGGAUGUUCCUCCUCCAAAGAGUCGAACUUCAACAGCCCGCAGCUACAUAGGCAGCAAUCAUUCUUCUCUGGGUUCAAUGUCUCCCUCCAAUAUGGAAGGAUAUACCAAGACUCCAUAUAAUCAAGUACCAAGUGAAGACUUUGAACAUCCUUCUGGUCAAAAUCCAAACUUUCCACCAUCAAAGGUAGCUGCGCCUAAUCUAAGUAGAAUGGGAGCGGUCCCUGUGAUGAUUCCAGCACAAAGCAAGGAUGGGUCCAUAGUAUAGAAUGGUGUUAAUUUAUAUUUCUUUAAAAUUCUUCACAAAGAAUUGUGGGGGGGAGGGGACCUUUUUCCAACUUACAUUUAAAAAGUGCACAAAAUUGCCAUUGAAGAAAAUGAAAGAGUAAGUUUGAACAGCCAUCACUUUUGCUAAUGAAUUUUGAAUUAUUAGAGUAUGUUAAUUAAAUGCUUCAGCAAAUUCAUUUACGUUCCUAAUAAGACAUGAAACAGUGGUGGUAUUUGGAUUUUAGAUAGGUUGCUGAAGAAACUAUAUCAGCUAGAUGUGGCAUUCUGAAUAUAAAAUAACACUAUUUUUAGGCAUGAAAAGACAUUUUGGCUGUAUUUCAUGAAGUUAGAAUUCCAGUGAUUCCACCCUCCAAAUUUGGAAUGACUUAAAUCUUUUGAGUCCUUUGGCCCAUUCUGUGAUAAUGGCCAAGAUGUCUGAAGUACUUGAAUUAUCUAAAUAUUUUACUGAAAGUCUGUGGAAAUCUUUAACUUUCGUAAUGUGCUUUUGGAGCAUCUUCUGAAUUGCUGAGAACUCAUUACAUUGGCUACCAGUUUCAGUUAAUGGAAUCCAGUCACAUUUAAUCUGAAAAUCAAGUUUAUUAAUUAACAAGCAGAAAUGCUACAGGGGAACUUGCAAACUUUUUGAUACUCCAACUGUAAGGGCUUGUCUAGACUGCAUUCCUCUCUGGAAAAAGGAACGCAAAUGAAGCAGAUAGAAAAUUAAAAUAAAGCACAGGUUUACAAAUCUCAUGUUUCAUUUGCAUAAUCAUGUCUAAGCGCUUUUUUUAAAAAAAACAACAACUCCGCAGUCUAGAUGGAUUUCUUUCGAUUAAAAACCCUUUUUUGAAAAGAACCUGUACAUCUCUUUCAGGAGUACGGGUCCUUUCCAAAAAAGGGGGUGUGGGUUUUUUUUCCUCCUCUUCCCCCCCCCCCCAAAAGAACCACGUCUAGACUGUGGGGUUUUGUGGUGGUGGGGGCAGGUGAAGGAGUGUUUCUGAAAAACUUUUUUUUAAAGCACUUGGAUGUGAUUAUGCAAAUGAAGUGCAAGAUUUGUAAAUCCAUGCUUCAUUUGAAUUUUCUAUCGAGAGAGGAAUGCAGUCUAGACAUAGUGUAAGAGAAGAGCAUUUUAUUAUAUUCAUGCCAAGGAACCCCAAACUGUUUACUGGUAUUAAAGAGGCAUGAUCAAGUUUAAACCAGCUUGUUUAUAGAACCUAGUCUUCCGAAACCUCAGAUGAACUGUUUUCAUAGUUCUUUGUGUGAUAGAUAUUGAUCUGUCAUGCUUUUAGAUUUUCAGAACCUUGCUUUAGAUUUCCAAAUCCAUAAUUUGAUUCCAAGGAGGUAAGCACCCAAAAGCUCUCCACCCAGAUUUAAUGGGAAAUGUUGAGUGCUGACCCCUUGAUAAAAUCUGGCCGCUUACUUUGGAAACUUAUUUUUGAAGAUCUUGAUCCAAGUGUAUAUUUACACAGUACAGCAUUAGUCUGCUGUUCUAGAACAUUGUGUGUAAUAUUUUUUGUAUAAAAAAUUUGCAGAAGGGAUAAAAACUUAGUUCUUAAUAUCCCCUUGAAAUGCAAACCAAUCUUAAAUAAUUUCUCUUCAUGUAUUGUCAUUAUCCAGAAAUGUAGAUAGAACUAAAAUUGAUUUUGUUGAAUUUUUUAAAAAAACAAUCUUUCAAAAUUUACAAACUUUAAAAAAAAUUGCUUGAGUGGUUUCUGUACCAGUUUGACUUAUUAAAAGUACUAUUGAUAUCUUAUAAGUAUUGGGUUGUUAUGGAUAGUGUUUUUGAGUUUUGCAUCAGCUUGCGUCUUUGCGAAAGUGAUUUUUUUCAGAACAAAGAAUGUUGUAAAUUUUAAAUGUCAGUAGUAGUUAUUAAACUGCCAAGUAUUGUUUCAAACAGAAAAGGAAGUUAGAGUGCAACAUUGAUCAUAUUAUAAGGUAAAUGUCUGAACUGCCUGUGUGAAAGAUACAAUGUAUAUUUGUAUGAUGAUGGUGCGAGACAAGUCUUUCUCAAUAGGUUAGGGAAACUUUAAGCUAUAUUGUCUUCUCUAUAGCUGACUAGGUUUGUGAGAUUAUUCAGCUUGCUCUUGGAUGUUUGUCUUAGUUGUAGGUAUGUACACAAUUUUUUUAUCUGAAUUAUUAUGUAGAGUAUAAACCCUUUUCAAUCUGAAUUUAGACAAUGAAGUAGAUAUUAGAUGUGUACACAAUUUGCCACAUUUGGGGACUUUUUUAGAUUGUAAUCUGAUACUGUUAGAAUUAAAGUACUUUUAUCUUUCAUCUGUGCCUUUCCAAUGAACUUUUAUGCCUGAUUGUAACUUAAGUUUUUUAAAGAUAUUUCUGGUGCCUGAAUUGCUUUUUUUCAAAAGGUGCUUCUUAAAUAUGAAGGUACAGACUUCAAAACACAGCACUGUGACAUGAUGUCUUCUUACAUGCUUUUUUAUAUUUGUAAUUCUUCCUGACAAUAUUUUGGAUGUGGCUUAAGUAACUGCAUAAUGUUUUGUAUUUCAAACUGCUUCAGGUUUUUUUUUUUUCAAUGUCUCUUUUUACAAGUUGAUAAACGUUAUGUUCCUGAACUCUAGUAUCAGAUUGGAUGAUUUAGGUCUCUUUACAUGUGGAAAAAUGCAUCUUUGUAUUCAUUUUCCAGAUACAUGAAUAAAAUAAAUGCUUAAUUUUAAAGAAUUUUUGAAAGCGCAGAGAAGGAAGACAAUCCCUUCCCAUAUCCAGUUAUGAACAUGGACUGUUUAAAUUGAGGGAGACUGCCAGGGUUGAAUGAUAUAUUGAUACACAAAAUAUUUUACCUAUCCCUAAAAUAAGGUGUUUAUUUUUAAAACACUGUUACCUUGAUCUUGAAAACUGAUCUGCUAUGCAAAACAGGAGGUGAAGCACAAAUAUAAAAGCCAGAAGCAGGUCUGGGCAACUAGCUAGUAGUCUGAAGUGCUUGAAAAAUCCAUCUGUGGAUGUGGAUGUGAGAUGGGUACUUACUGGAUUGUCCAGUACUUCUGUCUGGACGAUCCAAGAAAGAUACCGAAGAACAUAAAUAUAUUAAACUAAAGUAGACAUAGCUGGAUUAAUGCAUAUUUAAUGCCCUGUAAUCUCACAAGGAAGGAAUAAGUGAUAGAGAGCAAGAGACAGCAUGAUGUGCCCUGCCCUCAAAUUUUAGUAUUUAGGGCUUGCCAUCUUGACAAUGUCUGUUUAUGAAAUUACACAGAAAAUAAAAUAACAGGAACUGACAUACAUCUCUGAAAUACAUAGAAUUUACCAACUUGGGAUAGACUUUGCCUCAACUACUUAUCAUCCACACCUAUUGAAUGGACAAAACAUUAUUAUGAAGGCCACUUAAUUUCUAAUAUAGAUCUGAUUAAUAGCACAAAAUAAAUAUUUUAGUAAAUUAUAUUUCCUUUAAAUUUGAGGCUAAAGUAGAUAUCCGAUUAAUAAUGUAUUGUCUAUUUAAAAGAGGAAUUGAUGGGACUAAAUAUCUUGUCCCAGUACUCUCUUCUUGCCCUAUUAGAGUGUUGUUACAGAUAAGGCUUUUAAGGAAAAGUCUUGCAGGAAGUAAGGACAAGCUAGUUCAUCAAUUAAGACACCAGCCUCAAUGCCUCAUUCUCACAGUUGUAUAGUGAAGGUAAAUACUUCUGUAAAUACUACAUCUAAAUAAACUGAAGAAGUAAUAAUUAGUUAAUUCAAUUACUGAAAAGUUACUUUUCCAUUGUCAAUGUGGUAUACUCUGAUUUUAGUUUGGGGUGAAUAAAGUGAUAGUUUUAUGUAAUUUUGAAAAAAAAAACCCACCACAUUAGGUGAGAUCACAAACUUCCUUUUAGUAACAUUUCUGAAACAGAUAUUUAAAGGUGUUUAAAUUCUUGUAAGUACAUUUUUAAAGUGUGUAGUGUGUUAAAAAUGCCUUGUUCCAGUUCAACAAAAUAAAUACCCAUCAUAUUUUUGUGGAUCCCAUUGACUAUGGUAUUUUGCCUAUUCAAAAAUGUACAAAAGUACACGUUAAAUUUUGUGUAGUGUAUUGUUACAUGUUAGAUUAAAUAAAUGCAUAUCUCUUGUUUAGUAACAAUACAGCUAAGUGUUAAAGGUGUAUUUAAAAUAGCUGUCUGAAAAUCAGAACUUUCCUCCAAUAACCAUAGCCAACAAUUUUUAUAGCAGACUUUUGUUCUUCGUACUCUUCCCAUGGAGGAGAAAAGUCCAUACGAGACUCAUUGUAUCACUUAAACCCUACUUAAGCAUUGCAGUGAGUGUUUAUAGGACCUUUAGGCUUCUCAGUGUUGGGGUACAUUUCAACUUAAUUAUACUAAAGCAAUACUACCUACUGGAGUGUCUGCAACUGGAAAAAGGUAUUCAGUACUUCACGUGCACAAACCGUAGUAUUUGAUAUUCGUAUCACUUUCAGCAUAAGGUUUUAUAUUUUAACUAUUUAAAAUAGAAGCAUUGAAAUGUGUAGGAGUCAAUUUGUUAAAAAAAAAAAGCUGUAGUUUCAUGAGACUUGUGUCCUUUUGAAAUAAAUCUGUUAGA